AUGUAUAGUGACAAUGGCACUAACUUCGUUGGUGCGGAGAAGGAACUUCGCAACCUAGCGAAGGAAAUCAACGAUAGAAUGGGAAGAGAAGCAGCCAGUGAGUUCCAGAUAGAAUGGCACUUUAAUCCUCCAUCGGCACCACACUUCGGCGGACUAUGGGAAAGGCAAAUUCAGACCAUCAAAAAAGGUCUGAGGCAGAUGAUGGAAGACUGGAAGCUGCGCAAACCGUCGCCAGAAAGAUUGACCGCUACGCUGCUGCAAAUUGAGUUUAUAUUAAACUCAAGACCCUUGACUCAUAUACCAGUGGAUAACAAAGAGGAGGAAGUACUAACACCCUUUCACUUCCUUUUAGGGCGAAGCGGUAGCGCUAUACCGCCGUGGACGCUCUCAACCUCCAGCAUCGACCACAAGCAGUUCAAACUAGUCCAGCAUAACGCGAAGCUAUUCUGGGACAAGUGGAAGGGGGAGUAUCUGCCUACGCUCCUAAAAAGGGAUAAGUGGACCAAUAAGGUGGUGCCAGUGAAUGAAGGUGAUGUCGUUGUACUGACUGAUGACAACGCUCCUCCAGGAUCUUGGAUAAAAGGUCGGGUGAAUAAGGUGCAUCUUGCUAAGGAUGGACAGGUCCGAUCUGUUGAGGUGAAUACCUUAAAGGGAAUUUUAACUAGACCAGUGGUUAAAAUAGCAGUGGUAGACGUGAAGGAUAAGGAGCACUUGCUCAUCACAAACCCAGCCAAAAGGAAGAUUAGUAUGGCACAAUACCUUAUCACGAAACGAAACAAAAUGGAGGAUACAACAAAUCAGCAGUAA
Anopheles merus is the source of this 807-nucleotide messenger RNA. RefSeq lists its product as uncharacterized. The coding region runs from base 1 to 807 and encodes 268 amino acids. The transcript has a single exon. The record is from RefSeq and is a predicted model, not a curated record. Gene Ontology annotation, molecular function: nucleic acid binding. Gene Ontology annotation, biological process: DNA integration. NCBI's taxonomy places the organism in Eukaryota, Metazoa, Arthropoda, Insecta, Diptera, Culicidae.